UGUCGUUGAAAAAACAUAUAUGCGACAUAUUCUCUUUUCCGAAACUUGACUUAGCUCACCUGCCUUUCUUGCUCGAAAGGAAAAGAGACUGCUGUUAGCACAUUUGCAUCGUUUAGCAUGCAAAGUAUUUGUGGUUAGGUUCCAACAGAGUUGUGUUACAUGAAAUCUUGGCCCGAUCCUUUCAUGAAGUUUGACCUACUUUUGUCUGUAUGAUUGUCACUCAUGCAGUGAUGGACUGGACUGGUCCUAAUAGCUUUAAUGAUGAACAAUGGAAAAUAGUAUUGCUACUGUCUAAAUGCUUUUUGAAUAUGUUGGAAGAUUUAAGACUUCAGAAUAGGAAAUGCACUGUCAUAACCUAAAGAUCAUCAUGGGCUGCUUGCUAUGUAAGAAAACUGUGGUUUGAUUAUGUCUCAUCUCACGAGCUUCCUUUUCCCAGCAAUGGAUAUACACUUAUUUGAGGUCUCUUGGUUCUUGCAUACGCUUGUUGGCGUAGCAAAGGAGAGUGGCUGUUUUGUUUCACUAAUGAAGUUGAUACUGGUGACUUCUCGUUCUUGGUGUCACUCUCAAAACUAUAGUGAGAUCAACAAACAAAGUGGGUGUAUAAAUGACGGCCUUCCAAAUCGAGACCAAGCAUAUGUUGUAACAUUAGAGUGAGAAAGCAUGGGAAGAUCUCCAUGCUGUGAUGAGCAUGGUCUCAAGAAGGGCCCCUGGAGUUCUGAAGAGGACCAGAAGCUCAUCCAGUACAUCCAAAACCAUGGCCAUGGUUGCUGGAUAGCCCUCCCCAAACUAGCUGGACUCAAUAGAUGUGGUAAGAGCUGCAGGCUAAGGUGGACAAACUAUUUAAGGCCAGAUAUUAAGAGAGAGAAGUUUUCCCGAGAAGAAGAGGACACCAUCGUUCACCUCCAUUCCAUCCUAGGCAACAAGUGGUCAUCUAUUGCCGCCCACCUUCCCGGCCGCACCGAUAAUGACAUCAAGAACUUCUGGAACUCCUGCUUGAAGAAGAAGCUCAUCCGCAUGGGCGUCGAUCCCAGGACACACCGACCAAGGGCAGAAGAACUUAUCGCCGGCCUGCAGCAACAUUUAUCCCACACAGUUCACGAAGCGUUCCUAGAAAGGGUACCGCGGGAAGAGCAUGCAGCUCAGCUGCAGGCGGCGGCUCGUGCACUGGCUACGCUGCAGUUCCUCGAUAGCCUUCUCCAGCCUUCGGCAACGGUAGGUAUCAGCAGUGGCAACGUGAACAGCCUUGACAGCAUCAUUUCUACGAUGGAACCCAUGAAACUGUUGGAGACAGCAAUUCCAUCUCUCUCUUCUUUUCCUUCUCCUGGCCCUUCACCAGCGUCUAAUUCACAAGCUCGCCACCACUGCUUUCCCGGGAUGUCAUACAGUAUUGAGCAGCCAUUGGGCAGUGCCAUCAACGAGGAAUCCUCUUUUGUUGUGCUCAGCGAGGAAGAGAGGAACGGCAUGAGAGCCUAUGAGGUUUCUUCUCCCUUUCUUCUUCCUCCGCUUUGCGAUUUCUCAUGGGGAAAUGGUGGGGCUGGCUGUAGCACUUCCAACUACGGUGGGAGUCUAUCUCCUUCUUCCUUGUGGCCUGAGAAUCUUGAAUGAUGCUCUUCUAUAUGAAUGAGUUUUUUUCUUUUCCCCCUUGUAGAUAGGUAGUUAUGCAGCUCUUAUUUACCGUGUGACACAGCUUUCGAAAGCAUAUGUAGACGUUGGUGUGGACUUCUGUAAUACUAAUACUAGUGUCAAUUAUUACUGCCAUACUUUGAGACUGGUGAAGGAGACCGAUGGUUUCGCCUUCUGCUAUUUCCUGCUAAAAUGGGUCAUUAUUUUGGUGGUGAUCCUUUUGAUGUCAUAUUCAAAUACUAUGCAAUGAGCAGCCUCCCUGCUUGCAGUAUAUUUGUCUUUUCCAGACAAUGACGGUG
Molecule: messenger RNA, 1922 nt
Organism: Musa acuminata AAA Group (dessert banana)
Lineage: Eukaryota; Viridiplantae; Streptophyta; Magnoliopsida; Zingiberales; Musaceae
Product: transcription factor MYB93-like
Exons: 3
Coding region: 661-1605 (314 amino acids)
Source: RefSeq, a predicted model, not a curated record